AUGUCAGAGGAGGAAGAGACUCUGUCGAACGGAAACAAAGACAGCAUGUACCACGCUCUGACCUACGCCACCAUUCUAGAAAUGCAGGCCAUGAUGACCUUCGAUCCUCAACACAUCCUAGUUGCAGGGAACACCAUGAAGGAGGCACAGGCUAUCUGCCAGAGGCAACGCAAGAAGUCUUCCUUUUCAAAAAACUUCACAGAAGAGGAGCUCCACGCUGAAGUUUGUUACGCCGAGUGUCUCCUCCAGAGGGCAGCGCUCACCUUCCUUCAGGAUGAAAACAUGAUCAGUUUCAUCAAAGGAGGAAUCAAAGUGAGGAACAGCUACCAGACUUACAAAGAGCUUCACACAGUCCUGCAGUCCUCCGGAUACACUCAUGGUGACAACCAUGGGCAUUUUGAGGGUGGCGUGAAACUGGGAGUGGGAGCUUUUAAUCUAAUGAUUUCCAUGCUGCCUACUCGGACACUCAAGCUGCUGGAGUUUGUCGGUUUCUCUGGUAAUAAGGAGUUUGGUCUCCAGCAGCUUCAAGAGGGCUCAGUAGAAAGUACAUUCAGGUCCUUCCUGUGCAACAUGCUUCUCCUCUGUUAUCACACGUUCAUGAGCUUCAUACUAGGCACUGGAGAAGGAGACGUGGAGGAUGCAGAAAAACUGCUGGAGCCAUAUCUUAAAAAAUACCCCAAGGGAUCCAUCUUUUUGUUCUUCGCUGGUCGGAUAGAAGAGAUCAAAGGCAACCUGGAUGCUCUGCUCAGCAAGGAGAACUCAUGGUCCAAGGCUACCUAUGCAUAUAUGAAAGCAGCCUACCUCAGUAUGCUGACUAAGGAUGAUUGCCUAACGUUUGGGGAGACAGCACUUGGUCUGUUCAGGCAGGUCCCAGGGCUUAAGCAGAAAAUAGCAGGAAAGUCUUUACCAACGGAGAAGUUUGCUAUCAGGAAAGCCCGCCGCUACCUGGCAGAAAAUCCCGUACCUCUUCCUGCUCCUCCGCUGGAGAUGAUGUACAUCUGGAACGGUUAUACAGUCAUUGGCAAACACAAAGACUUAACUGAAGGCAUGCUGAAAACACUGGAUGAGGCACAGGCUCAACUUGAAAGUCUACCAAGAACGGAGUUCUCCAUAGAUGAUCAGUGUUUGCUGAGCCUCCUGAAGGGACUGUGUCUCAAACACUUGGGUCACCACGAGGAGGCAGAGCACUACUUUACCCUCGUCCUCUGCAAUGAAAGUCAGAUCAAGUAUGACCACUACCUGGUCCCCAAUGCCCUGCUGGAACAUGGUCUGCUGUGUCUGCAGCAAGGCAGAAAGGAUGACGCUAUCAAACUGCUAGAAACAGCAAAGCAAAAUUACAAAAACUACUCGAUGGAAUCACGGACACACUUUCGUAUACAGGCUGCUUUGCACAAGGCCAAAGGCAGCGGGGAGAAUGGUAUCCAUGUGCCCUCCAGCCCAUAACAAACAGAGGACGGCACACUAAGGAAAGACAGCAUUUGUCUCCUACAGUCUCAUCAUGCCAACACACAGACCAGGACAGACCUGAUUAUUAGGGAAUAAUUUGUUAGUUUUCAUCGAGAGGCUAGGGGAAGAGGCUUUUCCUCAUGUGUGCCACCCUUACAGGCAACCGCAGCUCUGACUGGCUUCGGUGGAUUCGCCCUCUUCCAGAGAUAUAUCCUCAUGAACUUUACUUCCUUCUGAUUUAAAAUGGAGACUAAUUAUGAAAUGUGCCUAUAUUUAUGAAACAUUGCUUCUAGCGGGGUCGUCUGUCUAGCACUGUGGCCACCUGUAAGUGGUGCACUGGAGUACAAAACACAAUCAGAUUUAUUUGGUGUAUAUUCUAAGUUGCCUCUGCUAAUACCCCGAGGGUAGAACAUUCCCGGUGCAGGGUACUGAGUCUGCGAUGUGAUGGAGCCAGAGUACCAAACAACCUUUACAGAAAUGACUGACACUAGCUUCUCCAAGUCAUUUGAUCUGGCUGCUGCAGAGUUUCCCAUUUUUUGUGUAGAAUAUAAAUGAGCGAUUAUUUAAAAAUAAAAAUGACACACAGUGAUGUUUUGUUAAGUCCCUGAGAACUAGUAGAUUCCUUGUAAUUGGUUGCUGAUCAGCAAUAUAAUCAAAAAUGAUAUGUUGUUUAAAUUUUUACACUAAACUUUGGUUUAUUCUGUUUGUCA
This is a messenger RNA of Neolamprologus brichardi, 2156 nucleotides long. The record is from RefSeq and is a predicted model, not a curated record. NCBI's taxonomy places the organism in Eukaryota, Metazoa, Chordata, Actinopteri, Cichliformes, Cichlidae.